Molecule: messenger RNA, 1065 nt
Organism: Plutella xylostella (diamondback moth)
Lineage: Eukaryota; Metazoa; Arthropoda; Insecta; Lepidoptera; Plutellidae
Source: RefSeq, a predicted model, not a curated record
UUUAAAAAAACUAUCCAACUUCAAAAUGGCCGAAUGAGCUUUUCCGCGAAAAAUCUAAAGCAAAACAAUACUCAAAUAAACCAAAAUAUUAUGAGAACAUGAAAAUUUCCGGGUUUUAUCCUUCAAGUAAACAAUAUGCCGAAAGAAAAGAAACAAAAACGAAUUACUGCCGCACAGCAAUCGAAACUGUGUGAUUUUUUUGAAGCAAAUCCUGAGGUUCUUCGAGGCUACAAGAAAAAUCCUGAUUGCAUGGAAGAUGUACAGAAUAAAUGGAAGAAAGUAACAACUAGCCUGAACUCAUUAGGACCUCACAGAGAUCAUAAAUCAUGGCCAAAGGUAAAAAGAUGGUAUUUAUCAAACGUAAAAUCAAAACUAAAAAAGAAGACUAUAAAAUGGAAGCGGAAAGUUGAUGGAUCCGGACCGCUAAUAUGUAAUGCAAAUGACUUUGACGAAAUGGCGUUGAGAAUGAUACAAGUUCUUCGAAAAGAAGAAGAAGCGCCGGAAUCAGACAAAAAUGCAAUCCACAUACCUAAUACCAAUGAACGCAUUGAGACCUUUGCCAACCAAAAAGAGGAGACGGAAUCCGAUCCAGACCAAACUUCAACUAAUGAUGAUCAAUCGAUGACAGAGGAUGCAACAGAUAAUAAUUCCACACCAUUUAAACCUCAUAAAAAUGCACAGAUUGUAGAUCGUAAAAUUGGAGAUACUGCCGCUGAGUAUAAAAAAGCAGAUCCAGGACAUCAUAAGUGGUCAAAUCUAAUAGAAGAGCCUACUAGGGGUGAAGAGGAUGAAUUUGAUACCUUUGGUCGUCACAUUGCACAGCAGUUACGGAGUCUUCCUCUUGGCGUUGCGCUUAAAACUCAAGAAUUGUUACUAUUCACAGUGCGAAGGGAGCGAUUGAAACUACAACGAGAACCCAUUCGAUCAAGUCCUGCAGCUAGAAGUACAAGGCAUAACUAUGUGUAUCAGGUUAAAGGACUUUAAGAAAUUAAUAGUAUAGGUUUAUUAAUUUACUAGUAGUCCCACUUAUACUCAAUUAAUAUUCUAUUUUUUUGUUUGUCAACA